This is a messenger RNA of Caretta caretta (loggerhead turtle), 747 nucleotides long. Its product is annotated as sperm acrosome membrane-associated protein 3. Gene Ontology annotation, biological process: fusion of sperm to egg plasma membrane involved in single fertilization. Gene Ontology annotation, molecular function: lysozyme activity. The record is from RefSeq and is a predicted model, not a curated record. Gene Ontology annotation, cellular component: acrosomal vesicle; sperm flagellum. NCBI's taxonomy places the organism in Eukaryota, Metazoa, Chordata, Testudines, Cheloniidae.
GCUUGUGCUGGGCCUGGGGCCCCAGCUGUGCUCAGACAUCACCUAGAGUGCAGCCUCCAGCUCUGGCCACGCUGCAGGAAUGGCAGCUCUCGUGCUCCUGUCCAUCGUGGCCUGCCUCCUUGUGGGGAACAUGGGAAAGAUCUUCCGGCGCUGCGAGCUGGCCCAGGUGCUGCACCAGGCAGGGAUGGAUGGGUUCCGAGGCUACAGCCUGGCUGAUUGGCUGUGCAUGGCGUUCCAUGAAAGCCGGUUCAACACGGACACCGUGGAUCAUGAAGCUGAUGGCAGCACUGACAACGGCAUCUUCCAGAUCAACAGCCGCCAGUGGUGUGAUGACUAUAAGCGCUCCGCCCGGAACCUCUGUCACAUGCACUGCAGUGAUUUGCUGACCAGUAACAUCAACGAUGACAUCGUGUGUGCCAUGCAGAUUGUGCAACAGCCAAGGGGAAUGGGGGCCUGGCUGGCCUGGAGGAAACACUGUGAGGGCCAUGACCUCUCACAGUGGGUGGAAGGAUGCAAUGUGGGAAGUAGAUGAAGGAGCACCUUGGGAUGCCCUGGACCUGCUAGAUGGGGUGUACUGCAGUCACAUUAGGCCCCUGCAGAUUUAGCACCUCAUUGAAAUCCUCUGUGAGCAACUGCUUCUCCUUCUUAACUAGCUCCAAAGUGGGUCUUUAAUUGUGGGGGAGUGUUGUUCCCCCUUGUGGGAUUGCACCUUAGGGUGCUGGGAGCAGGUUUUCCUGAAUAAAGCUA